AUGGAGAUAAACCUGACAAAAAUUGUGAGCACACUGUUCCUCAGUUUCAUGUUCUACAACUUUUUUCAACUUUAUAAGCUUUUCACUCCGGAGUUAUGUACAGAUCAGGAUUCUGACGAAUUGUGCUAUUCGCCAAUUGUUCAACCCAACCACGAAGGAUUGUACGAUUUACUACAGCUUCGAGUCUAUUUUUCAACGAAAAGAGAUGCAUUGGAGACACUUAUCACGACUGUUGAAAACUUGCAAGUUGCCGAUGCCUUCCAGAAAGAUCUUCAAGUGAAGAUUCCGUCUUCGGUUGCUAAAGAUGGCUACCUAUAUGCACAUACAAUUUUACUUCCACAUAAAUUUGAUGGUCGUAAUCCGAUGCAAGCUUCAUGGAAAGUGCACGUAGCGGCUCCUAUGGUAGUUUUUCAAGAGCCAGUGGCCAAGACUUUCCAACUCUUAGGAGAUGAAGAAGUCAAAGAAAAAGUCGAUGAAAAACCGAAAAAGUCCAAGUCAAAAGUUGUUGAACUGGCCGCACAUUUCCGAACAAUUCUGCCGGUACGAAUUGUAUCUGAACCGAACCGAUACGUAAAGACCAAAGUCAGUGGAGAAUUGGCUGACUUUCUGACGAUUCAACGGCAGGAUAAAAAAGAAGGAUACCUUCCAAUCAUGUUUGUGGAUGAAAUGAGUAUGAGAAGCAAGCAUCUCUAUGAACUCGCCGACUUCCAAAAGUCUGUAAACUUGACCAUUAACUACGAACCAACAAGCGUUGCCAAGCUGCUUCUGCUCACCUCAACAGCUCGUUCGACCCACCAGCUCAUGAAACAUGGAUUUAAAGAUAAGGAUGUUGAUGAGCUUCGUGGACUUUUCACUGAAACCUCAAUUGUUCUUUUGAUGGUUACUUUCUUCGUAUCUACAUUACAUUUGCUAUUUGAUGCAUUAGCUUUCAAAAAUGAUAUUUCAUUUUGGAAGGGAAGAAAAUCAAUGGUCGGACUAUCUACAAAAACUCUCCUAUGGCGAUGCUUCUCUCAAACAAUAAUUUUCUUCUAUCUUUUCGAUCAACAAACAUCAUUACUUGUUCUGAUUCCUGCUGGAAUUGCUACAGUAAUCGAAUACUGGAAAGUCACCAUAGCCUACAAAGUUACAAUAACUUGGAAAGGAAUCAAAUUCGGAAAACACUCAACAGAAGAAGACGAAACUGAUUCCAUCGACUCGCAAGCCAUGAAGUACCUGUCGAUUCUUUUAGUUCCACUUGUUAUUGGUGGAGCUAUCUAUAGCUUACUUUACGUUCCUCAUAAAUCAUGGCGAUCAUGGAUUCUGGAAACAUCUGCUAAUGGAGUUUAUGCUUUUGGCUUCUUGUUUAUGUUACCACAAUUGUUUGUCAAUUACAAGUUAAAGAGUGUGGCACAUCUUCCAUGGAGAGCUUUCAUGUACAAGGCAUUCAAUACGUUUAUUGAUGACUUGUUUGCAUUUGUCAUAACCAUGCCAACUGCUCAUCGUAUGGCCUGCUUCAGAGACGAUAUUGUGUUCCUUGUAUAUCUCUACCAAAGAUGGCUGUAUCCAGUUGAUUACACCAGAAUCAACGAAUUCGGAGAAGGUGGUGAUGAGAAAGAAAAGAAAAACAAAGAGAAGCUGGAGCCUGAAGUUGAAGAGAAGAGCAAUACCACAGAACAAGAUGAAUCGGGAACCAUCAAGCGGAGAACUGCUAGAAAAACCUAAAAUAGUCUCAGAUUUUAAAGUAUUAAAACCAUCUAGACUUUAACUGUAACCGUAACUUAUACAGUCUUUUUAAAACCAAAAUUUCUACAAACUUGUUUUUAUUUUAAUAAUUAUAAUGUGUUUAUUUAUUUGUUUGCCAUUACUGGUUCAAUUUGUUGUUCGUGUGAUUUCUGCUGAAUUGGAAGCCUCGCUUCCCUCAAUAAACGAAGUAGAUC
This is a messenger RNA of Caenorhabditis elegans, 1916 nucleotides long. It is a transcript of the gene T13H5.8, whose product is annotated as Lipid scramblase CLPTM1L. The coding region runs from base 1 to 1701 and encodes 566 amino acids. Gene Ontology annotation, cellular component: membrane. NCBI's taxonomy places the organism in Eukaryota, Metazoa, Nematoda, Chromadorea, Rhabditida, Rhabditidae. The transcript has 7 exons. The record is from RefSeq and is marked reviewed.